This is a messenger RNA of Aaosphaeria arxii CBS 175.79, 414 nucleotides long. RefSeq lists its product as uncharacterized. The record is from RefSeq and is a predicted model, not a curated record. Lineage: Eukaryota; Fungi; Ascomycota; Dothideomycetes; Pleosporales. The transcript has a single exon. The coding region runs from base 1 to 414 and encodes 137 amino acids.
AUGUCCGUGCUCGCAUCUGCUGAUGCAGAGGACCUCUCUGCUGCUGGGCUCAUAAGCCCAGUCAGCGAAAAUGGCACUCGUUUAGUCCAUAGACGGCGCUUGGGCAGAUACAGUGAUGAAGAGAACUCCCACCUUCCACUGACUCCCAUUUCAUCAACACCAUCUUCCUCAGUCACUGAAAUGUAUGUGACUAUUCCUGAGGUUCUAAUUUCCCUGGCAACUCUGAAGUACCUUGGAUAUACCAAUACUGCGGCCAAUCGAAUUUGGGAUCAUUGCAAUAAUUGGCCUUCAACUCCUCCAGGCCGAUUUGAAGUCGAUCCCGAUGGUGAUAUUCCAUUCGUGGAAGUCGCUGUCGGUUAUCUAAAGCGUUUCCGCGAUCAGGACACCUGGGAUGAGGAGAACGAUUCCUCAUGA